This is a messenger RNA of Opisthorchis viverrini, 3041 nucleotides long. RefSeq lists its product as hypothetical. Gene Ontology annotation, biological process: intracellular signal transduction. Gene Ontology annotation, cellular component: plasma membrane. The coding region runs from base 1 to 2580 and encodes 859 amino acids. The transcript is spliced from 8 exons. Lineage: Eukaryota; Metazoa; Platyhelminthes; Trematoda; Opisthorchiida; Opisthorchiidae. The record is from RefSeq and is a predicted model, not a curated record. Gene Ontology annotation, molecular function: transmembrane receptor protein tyrosine kinase adaptor activity.
AUGGCCUCCGGUGACAGUUGGAGUGAUUUUUGUGAUACAACAGGUACUCGGCUUUCCAUUGAAGCCCUUCAACUCUUCAAAACACAUCUCAAUGACUUCCGAGAAGAUUACCAACCUGGAUGUGGUCGGCACUUUUUGCAGAGCAUUACAGAGAAAUUAAAUAAAAAGUUUGAACAAUCACUUUCUUCAUGCUAUUUCGAAGAUCCAAAAUGCGAUUCUAAACAAACAAAGAAGGAUUUUCUAUCCAAUGAAGACAUUACUUCAGUGGGAUCUUCUCUGAGUGAGGCUUUUUCCCUACCGGCCUAUGCCAAUGCUAGUGUGGUGGUCGCUGCAGCUAGAGCGGCAAUGCAAGAAAAGCAGUCCGGUCAGAUACCAUCCGUGCGCGACUGGCGUUCAAGAAGCACAACGAACAACAAACUUGAUUCAGAGACGCAAGAAAAACGUGACACCAGCUCAGUUCGUUCCAGCAGAAAGCAACCCACUAAAGAAAAGGAUGCGACAGACUUGUCUUCACCGUACUUUGAACCUAAACACGGAUGGCGUUUUGGAUCUCUUUGGUUCCGACGCAGUUUCACCAUAUUAUGGCGACAUCGGUCUUCCUCUAGGUCAGCUCAAAAGCCUUUCUUCGGAACUGCUGAGAACCAGUCCGUUUCUAGUGUGCCAUGCAGUGGAGGUUUCCGAUCUAAAUCUUAUCCCCGCUUUCCCGGUUCGGUCAUAAAUAUUCUCGUGGAGCUGGUUCGUGAGGGGACUGUGAUGGAAUGGCUAGGAGCCCUUAGUACGCUUCAUCAUGUAAAUCCCGGUGGACGCGAUACAAACCCCAAUUUCGCGGAAAACGGAUUACCUGACACUGGUUGGGCAGAGUCGCGUCUUUGUUUGUUCACCACAAGUGCAGGACAAAUCCUAGAGGUGUACACUCCUCCAUCGACGGACAAACCUCGAUACGGUAUAUUUUGCAAUUCCAUUGUUGAACUGAAGUCCAUUCCUCGUAGUGAACUUACCGAACCCAGGGACAACGUCUUCCUCGUCAAAACAGAAUUCAAUGAUCCGAAGUUUUUCCAAGCCUCUACCUCCAAUGAAGCAGAAUGCUGGAUGGCGGCGAUACGUAGAGGUCUCCCACCCCUGCGCCGAAAAUCAUCGAAGAGUAGUAAAUGUGCUUGUACCAAAUCCAGCACUCUCUUGGAGGACUUGCCAACCUUGGCAGCCCAUCCUGUCAGUGUUGACUCACCUGCCAAGCCAGCACCACGUGACAAUACCAGUAGCAAUCAGCGGCUUAGUUCCGGUCAUCGGCGUCAUUUGAUAUCCGAUAGCCCUCUAGUUGAGGACUACCGUUGUUCUCCUGAUUUACCAAUUUCUAAAGCAGCAACACUGGCGGCCUUCACUGGUUCCAAGACUCCUUGUUCAACGUUUGAAAAUAAAGCAGGAAGCCAUACGCUACGACUACCUUCCAAGUCAGAUUCUUCUGGUCAGCCGGAUGGAAAUAAAUUCCUUUCUUUACCUCCUGUUCCCGACCCCUUUGUUAGCAGUCCAAAGACGAAACCUACAGAAACCGGUGCAAAAUCGACUACGGUUCCCCCUCUUGGUGAUUUAAUCUCCACACACAGUACACUGAAUUUCAUCGAUUCAAAACCGACAGCUAAUGUUGUUUGCCCUACGCCGUCUCGUCCACCGGCUGUCAGUUCCAUCCAAAGUCGUCCUUCCGUCUUGACAACCGCUACGUCUGGCGCUACAGGUUCCUGUACCGGCAUCCGAACGUCUUCUGCAGUGGCUACAACCACCACACCUUCCUCUGCAACGACAACCUUCCGAUCCAACUCGUUGCGAGUAGGAGCUUCGUUGAGCACGGGGGCACCGACUUUUCGUACAAGUUCUCCCCAACUAAACGGCUGUUUUGAAGACGUGAUCGGUCAGCAGCUUUCAGUCUAUCCCUGGUACCACGGUACCCUUUCCAGAGUCUGUGCGGCCUCUUUCGUGCUGGGACAACUGUCCUCAGACGAAAACAAGGGACGAGAAGCCUCUUCCGCAGCAACCCAGACAAACGCGGAUAACCGGAGCAAAUGUCCUCUUGGCUCGCCUCGUUCACUAACUAGUUCUGCUUUCUCCAAUCCUCUAGAACAGUUGAUUUCCGGUGCCCCACAGGCCCCUCUGUCCGCGACAGACGGCAUAUUCUUGGUGCGCCAAAGUGAAACGAGGCAAGGUGAAUUUGUCCUGACGUUCAGCUGCCAUGGUAAAGCGAAGCACCUGCGGAUGACCCUUAGCCCAGAUGGACAUUGUCGUGUGCAACAUCUCCCAUUCGAUUCUAUCGUCGACAUGUUGGAACACUUUCGUCAGGAGCCAAUUCCUCUGGAACAAUCAACAGCUCCCGAGGGGAAUUCUGACACCCUUCCCUCAUCCAACUGUCCUGUACCAGUAACCCUGUCCGCCUAUGUUGUGAACACUCACCUAACCGGAAGUCAAGAUCGGUUGGUGGUAUGUCGUGGAUCGGUCAGAGUUAAUGGGACUACGGUUGGUCGUGCUGCUGCAGCUGCUCUCGCGGCAGCUAUGGGCAGCCGAAUGCAACACAACGUGUAUAUUGUCAUGUAAUCACUACAAAAUCUCGCUUAUCUCUUUCACAAAACAUAUGCUACAGUGACAUACUUCCGACUAUCUCGUCUCGAUUGAAGCUAUUUCUUUCUUUUUAUAACAUUGUUCCAAGUUACUUCCAGUAAAUUACUGUCACCAGAUGGUUGCGUAUUUGGUUGAUUUACACGGGAUUUCCCCGGACACUGUACUAAUGUGAUAAAACGUUAUCUUAUGUCUUCAACGCUGACUGUUCUUUCAUAUCGUGACCAUUUUUUGUUUCUAAGGGUGUGCCUUGUUUUCUCCCGGUAACUCAAAUUUUUAGUACUCUUACCGGGAUGAAUGCAUUUAUGAAUCUGUUCUCAAGCCGUUUGGUAAGAAUACUUGAGCGCGCGCAACUUUUACGGUGCAAUACCUAGGUUUUCUUCAUCUCUUUCGCUAGUCGAUGUGGGAUGUGGACUUGAAACGUGCGAAAAAUCGAUCAC